ACCGGUAAUUGUUUCGGCAAGAGUGGAUCCAUCUAUCUUCAAGAUCUACCUAGUACCUUAGCGAUACUGGGGGAUCGGUGCCUUCUCUUUGUUCCACUUUUUCUCUUAGUAGUUGCUCCACUAACUCAGGACCUUUCCCCUGACGUCUACUGAGCAAUAGCGCCGAGUCACGACAUCAUUGACAAAGCAAAAUGGGUUUAUAUCAGCCCUAUACUGGGAUCGAUGAUCACUUCAUACUAUCCAUGAUGCCUUCAGAAUGAGGCAGCUUUUAUGAUAUAAAUCCAUUGCUGACCCAUGAAUCCAAGAUGAAUAAGUUUGUGUUAAAGUAUCCAUACCGCGAUGCAUAUCUCACCUUGUACGUACGGUAACAUACUACUCAGUCGGGCUUCUCUAGUCCGUCUCACUACCUGCCAUCCAAGCUUCUAUUUGAAAAAUUUGUUGAGAAUUGCGUCAAGCCCGGAAGCAUUUCCAGGCUUGACUCAUCGCCGAGAGGCCACGUCAGGAUACAGCACGCUGACAGAGAACAUGAAUGCCAUCAAGAAUACCCUCGCGGAGAACAUUGGCGGCAAAUUCCAAAAUAUUGGAACUCAUCAGUUCAGUCUGGACCAAGUUCCCGAUUUGACGGGAAAGGUCGCAGUGGUUACAGGCGGAAGUGAGGGCAUCGGCUUCGGCUGCACUCAUACGCUUCUAAAGCACAAUAUUGGAAAAGUCUAUAUUCUCUCCGUCUCGGAAGAGGAAGGCGCCAAAGACGCCAUCGCGAAGCAACUAGGCCAGCAAGCGGCAGACAAGACCAGGUGGAUACGGUGCGACUUAUCAGAUUGGUGGAAGGUGAAGGAUGUCGCUGAAGAGAUUUCGAAGGAGAGCGACAGGCUCGACAUCUUAAUCAACAACGCAGGUAGAGGGAUUAUGACUUAUCAACUCACCGACUAUGGCGUGGAUAGGCAUAUGGCCGUUAAUCAUAUGGGCCAUGCGAUUUUAACAUCACAUUUGCUUCCAUUGAUGAAGCAAACCGCCGAGAAGGGUAACAUUGUGCGCAUUACGAAUCAGGCUAGUAAUGCACACCAGGCCGCCCCGAGCGAUACGAAAUUUGAGAGCUUGGAGGAGUUGAACCGCGACCUUGGGGCUAAUGCUCAAUAUGGACGCAGCAAGCUUGCCAAUAUCCUCUAUGCCAGGUACUUUACGGAGAAGGUGACGAAGGCGGGUUAUCCUAAGUUGCUCAUGAAUGCAACUCAUCCGGGGUUUGUGAGUACCAAGAUGAGCAAGGAAGAUAUCUUUGAACCGUUCCCGCUCGGUGGAUACGCGAUGGCCGUUGGCAUGGAGCCUUUCAAAAAGGACCAAUUCGAAGGCGCAGUCUCAGCAAUGUUUGCUUCCACGUACACGGAGAAGUCGGGCCAAUACAUUUGCCCACCGGCUGUGCCCGAGUCGGGAAGUAAGCUCUCACAAGAUAAGGUGCUUGCAGACAACUUGAUGAAAUUAACUUGGAAAAUUGUAACGGAGAAAACGAAUGACGGGGUUGGAUCUUGUCUUUUACUGAACAACUAAGUCUCGUUAGGGUUUCUACCUAGGAAUCAUAAUUCUGUUGCUGAAUUACAUAAUUAAAUUGAUUACCUAAAAAG
Molecule: messenger RNA, 1616 nt
Organism: Annulohypoxylon truncatum
Lineage: Eukaryota; Fungi; Ascomycota; Sordariomycetes; Xylariales; Hypoxylaceae
Product: NAD(P)-binding protein
Exons: 2
Coding region: 340-1542 (400 amino acids)
Source: RefSeq, a predicted model, not a curated record